AUGGUCCAUAGGCUGACCGUCGGUAGUGAUAGCAGAUCCAGCAAACCUAUUGCACAUAUUUAUUUGGUGAGAAGGUUAAGCCUGAGAAUUUCUGCUCAUAUUUCAGAAGUGACUUCUUACAAAGAUCCAACCAUCUCGGCAAUUGGAGCCCAAUGUGAUGAGCGUCCUAGCGCCAGUGACUGCCCUGAUGAUAGUGAUACUCAUCUUGUACGGUUACAUUGCUAUCCCCAACUCUGGCCGUUUAUUAAACGUAUUUGGUUCGAUUCAAUGGAUCUUCAUGUGUACGGAUUAGGAUUAUGGGCUGGUACUCUGCCAUUUCUGGGUACACACAUCAUUUGCAAGAAAAGGGUUAUAAAUACCACGGUCGUGGUGUACCUGUUGCUCUACUGUGUGGUGCCCCAUCUGUUGCUGGUGAUGCUGGUGCCCUAUAUUGACCCUCUGUAUCCUGGUGGCAGCUUGGAGUAUGAAGUGGGAAUCAAGCCAGGUAUGUCGUAUCUGUUUGUUGCCAUACCGCAUACAUUCAGCAAACACCAGCUGUCUCCAGCCAUGGCGUUGCUGCUGUACACCACAUACAUUCUUGUCGGCAUUCAACAUCUGAGUCUUAAUAUUCUUAUGAUUUGGGAAAAUGUUUGGCCUAGCCUCCCAAAAGCGGUCAUCACUUUCUUCAAGAAGAUCCAGUUGUUGCUGGCGUCGUUUUGCUUCUUGUCAUUUAUACUCACCAUCCCGUAUUUAACACAGUGUGGAAUUUACCUGUACCAGAUUAUCCGAUUCUAUGUGGAUCGACUUCUGUUUGCGCUCAUCAUCUUCAGCAUGGUACCUUGUGUUAUUGGCUUCAUACGCCAGGAAGCAUUACGAACACCAAUAGAUAGAAUCUUCAUGGGGCUGUGGUAUAGCAUUGCAUCUGUCAUAACUGCAUGCUUGCUCAUCCACAACUUUGUUGUGUUCAUGUAUCCAGAGGCGGUUGUGAGCUACGAGCAACGCUGGGCUGAAAACCUGGGCUGGUGUGUCAGUGUGUCACCACUGGUUCUUGGGGUUGUUUCAGGUGUCAUACAUACAAUACUCAAACAGCCUGGUUCAUUCAAAGAGAAGCUAAUUGGCUCACUGAGAACCGGAACAUUGCCUCCAUCUGAAGCUGCAGAAGACUGCCUGUCGCUGGACACAGGAGACACAGAUCUCAAGUCUGCCUGUACAUCUCGUCAUACAACACCCCUCAGUCAAGCUAGAGCUCCUCUGCUUAAGCACCAUACUACUCUAUCAGAAACAAAUUCACAAUCUGGCAAUAGCCACACACUUUUCCCACAAAAUCUAGCAAAACUACCACUCUCAAAGACCAGACUACAAAAUGACAGCAAUCAUUACUGUAUUAAUAGCCCAACAGCCGGGGGAGAAUUGUUCUCUCCAGACAAUAGUGUUCUUGGUUACGGAACAUUACAAGUACACAAGAACAAAGCGAGUGUAGAAGUUGUUAUUAGGUCUGCUAGUGAUGGAAAUAUAGUCCAACUGUAG
This is a messenger RNA of Candidula unifasciata, 1506 nucleotides long. Lineage: Eukaryota; Metazoa; Mollusca; Gastropoda; Stylommatophora; Geomitridae. The record is from the annotation of a GenBank genome assembly.